AUGGUCGCCAUCAAGAAAUUUGGCGCCGCCCUCUACCUAUGGCUGGGACUUGCCAGCCAGGGACUUGCCAUGGGGGCCAACGAUGCUACCGCCGACCUCAUCUUGGAGGCACGCAACGGUGGUGGGCUCAAGCCUCCGAUUAUCAUCCCCGGCAGCACCGGUGAUAUGGGCAAGACCAAACGUCCUCACAAGCGCAACGGUGGUGGUCUGAAGGUUCCGAUCGUCAUCCCCGGAAGCACUGGCGAUAUGGGCAAGACGAAGCGUCCUCACAAGCGCAACGGUGGUGGUCUUAAGGUUCCUAUCGUUAUUCCUGGUAGCACUGGCGAUAUGGGUAAGACCAAGCGCCCUCACAAGCGCAACGGUGGUGGUCUCAAGGUUCCUAUCGUCAUCCCUGGCAGCACUGGUGACUAUGGUAAGACCAAGCGCCCUGCUCACCACAAGCGCAAUGGUGGUGGUCUUAAGGUUCCUAUCGUCAUCCCUGGCAGCACCGGCGAUAUGGGCAAGACGAAGCGCCCUGCCCACCAUAAGCGCAACGGCGGUGGUCUUAAGGUUCCUAUUGUUAUUCCUGGCAGCACUGGUGAUAUGGGCAAGACCAAGCGCCCUGCCCACCACAAGCGCAACGGCGGUGGUCUCAAGGUUCCUAUCGUUAUUCCUGGCAGUACCGGCGACAUGGGCAAGACCAAGCGCCCUGCCCACCACAAGCGCAACGGCGGCGGCCUCAAGGUCCCUAUCGUUAUCCCCGGCAGCACUGGUGAUAUGGGCAAGACCAAGCGCCCUCCUCACCACAAGCGUAACGGCGGUGGUCUCAAGGUUCCCAUCGUUAUCCCCGGCAGCACCGGCGAUAUGGGCAAGACUAAGCGCCCUGGCCACAAGCGCUCUGCCGACUAUUAA
Clonostachys byssicola is the source of this 891-nucleotide messenger RNA. Lineage: Eukaryota; Fungi; Ascomycota; Sordariomycetes; Hypocreales; Bionectriaceae. The record is from the annotation of a GenBank genome assembly.